AUGGGACGGCAGUGGGGGCCUUCCAUGAAGGUGGCAGAGCAGUCGGGCUGCGUAGUGAGUGCCUCGCGGGCCGGGCAGCCCGACGCAGCCUCGUGGAGUUGCAGCGGGGUGAUCUUGAGCCGCAGUCCAGGCCUUGUGCUGUGCCAUGGGGGCAUCUUCACCCCCUUCCUGCGGUCGGGCAGCGCGGCGCUGACCCAGACGGGUGCCACCUUCCUGCCCGGCGACAGUUGCAGCGAUGACCUGCGCCUGCACGUGCAGUGGAGAUCGACGGCUGCCAGCCCCGCUGGUCGCGCGGAGCAGGAGCUCCCGGGGCUGUGUACACCUCAGUGUGCAAGCUUGGGCCUCGAACCUGGCGCCGCCAGCCGGGCCCGAGCACGGUCUCUGCAGCCCCCGCGGCCUGCGCAGCUGUUGCUGCUGCUCAGCUGCCCGGCCUUCCGCUCCCACUUCGCACGGCUCUUUGGGGCCGAAGCAGCAGAACAAUGGCACUUCGUGAGCUCAGCGCCGGACGACGCGGUGUCGGAGGAGGAGGAGGAGGACCAGCUACGUGCGCUCGGCUGGUUCGCGCUGCUGCGGGUGCGGCCAGGCAUGACGGCGGAGGAGAGACGGGGGCCGGCCGUGGCCGUGGCGCCGCUGGGGACCGUGGCCAAGGGCGCGCCGCUGCUGGCUUGCGGCUCUCCGUUCGGCGCCUUCUGCCCGGACAUCUUCCUCAACACGCUGAGCCGGGGUGUGCUCAGCAAUGCUGCGGGGCCUUUACUGCUCACCGAUGCUCGAUGCUUGCCGGGCACGGAAGGCGGAGGCGUGUUCGCUGCACGGCCGGCGGGUGCUCUGGUGGCGCUGGUGGCCGCCCCGCUCUGCUGGAAGGCCCGAGAGUGGGUGGGCCUCACGUUGCUUUGCGCUGCGGCCCCGCUGCUCCAGGUCGCCCGCUCUGCGCUCGCAUGCCUGCAUCCGGACUCCACCUCCCUGUUGGCUCUGCUGCCACCGGAGGUGGGCGCCCCGCGGGGCCCGCCCUUGCGAGACCUCGGCCCCCCGUGGGCAGCUGCGGCUGUGCUGGUGGAGUGUGGUACUGUGUGGGGCUCCGGAGUGGCCGUGGCGCCUCGCCUGGUGGUGACCUGCCGGCAUGUUGCUCCCCGGGAAGCAACCAGGGUCCUGGUGCACUCGGCCACCCCCAAGAAUGUGGCAAUCUGGGGUCGAGUGGUGUUCGCCACUCAGGAGACCUCUCCAUACGACAUAGCAGUGGUGACCCUGGAAGAGGACCUGAAUGGUGUCCCCACGCCUGUCCCUGCUGAGCACUUCCAUGAAGGCGAGCCUGUCAGUGUGGUGGGCUUUGGUGUCUUUGGCCAGGCCUGCGGACCCUCGGUGACCUCGGGCAUUCUGUCAGCCGUGGUGCAUGUGGAUGGCACGCCAGUGAUGCUACAGACCACAUGUGCCGUGCAUGGGGGCUCCAGCGGAGGGCCCCUCUUCUCCACACGCUCAGGGGAUCUCUUGGGCAUCAUUGCCAGCAACACUCGGGACAACAACACAGGUGCCACCUACCCACAUCUGAACUUCAGCAUUCCUAUAACGGUGCUCCAACCAGCCCUGAAGCAGUAUAGUCAGACUGGCGACCUGUGUGGCCUCCAAGAGCUGGACCUCGCCACUGAACCAGUCAGGGUGGUAUGGCGGCUGCAGCGGCCCCCAACUGAAGCCCCACGGAGCAAGCUCUGAGACUGUCCCUCUUCUGGGACAAGGUAGACCACUUUAUAGCUGUGAGAAGUACAUUGAUGUCACAACUUUGACAUCUCAGUCACCUGCCUGGGCACAGCCUAAGCCAUCCCCUCAUCUUUAACCAUGGACUGUCCAGGAACAAAAGUUCUGUGCAACUUGUGGGUCUCUGAUCUGCUUUGGGGUGCUCUCUUGAGCCUGUCUCAUCUGUUUCCCAGAACUAGUCUCAGAGUUGCCAUUGUUCCUCCUGGGGAUUCUAGUCCAGUAGGCAGAUCUGCUGGAAGGGCAGCCCAGCCUUACCCCAUCUCCCGGUUCAGCAUCUCUGCCUGAUAGCCUGUGGCCAUGUGAAGUGGCUACAGCCAGGGCUCUUGCUUGAUACUCUACUCAGCAGGCAGAGGACCCUGCUUGGAAGCCCAGAGUCCCACUGGCCAUUAACAGGCCUGUCUUCCCAUUGCCACUUUGAUAAACAGGCAAAUAUCCCAAAGCCACCUGCCUUCACUCUGACAUAGUGCCUUAAUUUACUAGCCCAGAGCCUGAGCCACGUGGUCUUUUAGGUGGUGUAUGUGGU
Phodopus roborovskii (desert hamster) is the source of this 2269-nucleotide messenger RNA. It is a transcript of the gene Tysnd1, whose product is annotated as trypsin like peroxisomal matrix peptidase 1. Gene Ontology annotation, cellular component: peroxisome. The coding region runs from base 1 to 1704 and encodes 567 amino acids. Gene Ontology annotation, biological process: regulation of fatty acid beta-oxidation; protein processing. Gene Ontology annotation, molecular function: serine-type endopeptidase activity. Lineage: Eukaryota; Metazoa; Chordata; Mammalia; Rodentia; Cricetidae. The record is from RefSeq and is a predicted model, not a curated record. The transcript has 4 exons.